This is a messenger RNA of Macaca mulatta (Rhesus monkey), 948 nucleotides long. It is a transcript of the gene ZMAT5, whose product is annotated as zinc finger matrin-type 5. The record is from RefSeq and is a predicted model, not a curated record. Gene Ontology annotation, molecular function: zinc ion binding. Lineage: Eukaryota; Metazoa; Chordata; Mammalia; Primates; Cercopithecidae. Gene Ontology annotation, cellular component: U12-type spliceosomal complex.
UGGAUUCCUAAAGCUCUCUGGGAAGGGGGAGCUGAUGGCCAAGGCGAGACUACGAAUCCCAGCAAGCAGUGCGCGACGUGGGGACGCAGGAGGAGGAGUCCGGAGCUGCCGCCACCGGGGAGCCAGGCAGCAAACACCUGCUCUGAGUGGCCAUGGGGAAGCGAUACUUCUGUGACUACUGCGACCGCUCCUUCCAGGACAACCUCCACAACCGCAAGAAGCACCUGAACGGGCUGCAGCACCUCAAGGCCAAGAAGGUCUGGUACGACAUGUUCCGAGAUGCAGCUGCCAUCUUGCUGGAUGAGCAGAACAAGCGGCCCUGCAGGAAGUUUCUACUGACAGGCCAGUGCGACUUUGGCUCCAACUGCAGAUUUUCCCACAUGUCAGAGCGAGACCUGCAGGAGCUGAGCAUCCAGGUGGAGGAGGAGAGGCGAGCCAGGGAGUGGCUGCUAGAUGCUCCCGAGCUCCCCGAGGGCCAUCUGGAGGACUGGCUGGAGAAGAGAGCCAAGCGGCUGAGCUCAGCCCCAAGCAGCAGGGCUGAACCCAUCAGAACCACUGUCUUCCAGUACCCCGUGGGCUGGCCACCAGUCCAAGAGCUGCCCCCAUCCCUGCGGGCACCCCCACCUGGGGGGUGGCCCCUGCAGCCCAGAGUCCAGUGGGGCUGAGCCCCUUGCCCCCGACUGACCCCCACGUGGUCACUUUUCUCAUCAGUCACAAGCAGGAAGCCAAGCCCUGUUCCUGUGACGCCCCAUGGAGGCUCUGAGACCAUCUGUUGGCCUCACGGAGGCUCAGGACACGGCCGCAGCAAGGGUAGCCCUGGGUCUGCACCGGGCAGCUCCUGCCCACUCUCCUCCACCUGCCUCCUCCUCCUUAUCAAGAUGGGGCAGAAAACUUCCAGAUGUUUAUAAAGAAAGUCUGUCACCACAGCGGUCUGGCUGUGUUUCCCCA